AUGGCAGGUGAUAUGGAGUCGACCGCAGCCUCGACGCUGGACGACGAGCAGACCUCCGAGCAAGCGAGUCCAAGCUCAUCACGCCAAAGCAAGCGCGCUCGUGCAUCGGCGGCGAGCGAUGACGAGGAGCCGGUAGCCAAGCGCCCGAACACGCAGGUCGUCGAAGAAGCCGCCGUUGACACGACCAUGCAAGCCACAAUGCCGGCCACCCCGAUCGCAGCCACGGAAGCACCUCCACCAAGCACGUCGGUGGGCGACGCGGUUGCUUCGAUCCUCAGCGAGACGCAGCGCAUCGCUGAUACGGUCCGCAGCGUCACGGGCGAGGUGCAGGAGCUGCAACGCAUGCUCGCGACAGUACGGCUUGCUAUCGCCGGCAUUCGCUCUGCGGGCAACGACUUGGACGAUCGUCUCUCUGCCGCAGAUGGAGCGCUGGACGAUGUCAUCACGAGCGUGAUCUUGCGCGCUGUGGAGGCCACGCAGUCCCGCGUUUUGACGCUGGAGCAGUCCAUGUUCGACCGCAUUUGCGACGAGAUGGGCUCGGCCAUGGCGCACGCAAGAUCCGCGGCGCAUCUGCACGGGACGCUGGACGCAGCGAUCAGCGGCCUCGAGGCCGUGCUCUGCGCCAUCGAGGCGCGGCUCAAUGUGCUCUGUCGCGCCCUCGACACCAACACGGGCCAGCUCCACGCGCUCUCGGACCGAGCGAUUGCGAUGGCGGCGCAGUUCCAGUGA
Molecule: messenger RNA, 729 nt
Organism: Saprolegnia diclina VS20
Lineage: Eukaryota; Oomycota; Saprolegniomycetes; Saprolegniales; Saprolegniaceae
Exons: 1
Coding region: 1-729 (242 amino acids)
Source: RefSeq, a predicted model, not a curated record